Molecule: messenger RNA, 941 nt
Organism: Corylus avellana
Lineage: Eukaryota; Viridiplantae; Streptophyta; Magnoliopsida; Fagales; Betulaceae
Source: RefSeq, a predicted model, not a curated record
UUUCGGAUCAAAAAUUUCAUAAACCGCGUCUUUUUUUUCCCCAAACCUUCAAAACACCAGAAUCCUCCCUAACACCCCUCUCACUCACCUCCCUCAUCACUCUCACUCUCAAUCUCUCUACCGCUGCUCUCCCAAACUUUAACCGACGAAAGCUUUCAUACAAGGCUUUGCUGAGAAGCUGAAAGAGGGAGAGAGAGAGAGGGGGAGAGAGAAAGAAAGAGAGAGGGGAGAGAGGGUGGAUCGUUCGGGGAAACCAGAGAAGAAAAAGAAAAAGAAGGGGAGAAAAAUCCUCGAGAUGAUGGAGGCUAACGAAAUCUUGAACCCUGUGAAAAGAAUUGGUGAUGUUCCAGGAAUUAAGGUUGGGCAUCAGUUCUAUGCACGGGCUGAAAUGGUUGCUGUUGGUUUUCACAGUCACUGGCUGAACGGGAUUGAUUAUAUGGGGCAGAGUUACAGUAAAGGGGAGUAUAGGAACUACACGUUCCCAGUUGCAGUUGCCAUUGUUUUGUCCGGGAUGUAUGAAGAUGACCUUGAUAAUGCUGAUGAUGUUGUGUAUACUGGUCAAGGUGGACAUAAUUUAACUGGCAAUAAGCAUCAGAUCCAAGACCAAAAGAUGGAGCGUGGAAAUUUGGCGCUCAAGCCAGCAGCUGGAACUCCAAUAACAGGGAAAGGUGUUGUUAUCUGCAAGAACCCCUCUGAUCCAACUGUCGUUUUGGGGUAUUUGUCUGUAGCAUUUCUCAUUGCUACUACUGUGGCUGGGUUUUUGUCUCUGUUUUACCCUUACAAAGGAAAAUCUGUUCCACAAAGUGCCUUAUUUAGAAGCGCCAGUUUUGUUGUUUUCUUCAACAUUGCUAUGUAAGCAUUUUGUUCUCAGUUCUCACUCUCCCAUAUUUUUUGAUAUUCUUAUUCUGAUAUCUUGAAGAGACAAGCACUAUUCAUGCUCA